This is a messenger RNA of Phymastichus coffea, 573 nucleotides long. RefSeq lists its product as uncharacterized. Lineage: Eukaryota; Metazoa; Arthropoda; Insecta; Hymenoptera; Eulophidae. The record is from RefSeq and is a predicted model, not a curated record. Bases 1 to 573 code for a protein of 190 amino acids. The transcript has 2 exons.
AUGGAAUGGUAUCAACCAGAUGGAAGCGAAGAUUGCUACUUCUGCAAUACUGAAGUUUCAGGAUUGAAUAGUAAAUCAAAAACAAAAGUGAAUUACGCUAAAGUCACUUCUGUAAAAAAAGCUGUUGAAAAAUCGAUUACCAAUGAAGAGCUUUAUGUGCUUGAGAAGUUAUCCAUUGAAUCGGAUACGAAUGAUGGAAAUUAUAAUGACGAAGAUUGUGACGACAUAAGUGAUGACAAUAAUGGCAAUGCUACCAAUGAUGUAGGUGAUGAUUUGGAAGAUGAAUCCUAUGACAGUGAUAUUGAUGGAAAAACUGAUGAUGAUGAUGAAGAUGAUGAUAUUUUCCUUCCAGCGGGCCAGAAAGACAAAAGCGUAAAGUUAUGGUCUCAAGAUAAACUGAACGACCUAGUUAGAGAGCUUAACUUACCUAAAGAUGGAGCAGAACAUUUAGCUUCAGCUUUGAAAGGCAUGAAUCAGUUGGCAAGCGUGGGCGAUACAGUAAUGCAGCGCGAGAAUGUUACUACGCCGUCACUGCAUUACUAUGCGGCCGCCGAACAGCCCACGCGCACUUAA